Messenger RNA from Dovyalis caffra, 1878 nucleotides. The record is from the annotation of a GenBank genome assembly. NCBI's taxonomy places the organism in Eukaryota, Viridiplantae, Streptophyta, Magnoliopsida, Malpighiales, Salicaceae.
AUGGCAAAUUUAAUGGCUGGCGAGUCAUCUCAUUCUGGAAUGAAGGAUGGUGGACCGUAUAGAUUUUCUCAGGAAAAACUUGAGGAAGUUGGUCGUUGGUACUUAUGUAGAAAGGAAAUUGAAGAGAAUUCUCCGUCUAAACAAGAUGGUAUUGACUUAAAGAAAGAGGCUUAUCUACGCAAGUCAUACUGUACGUUUCUACAAGAUUUGGGCAUGAGACUUAAAGUGCCCCAGGUAACAAUUGCUACUGCAAUAAUUUUCUGUCACCGAUUCUUUCUUCGUCAAUCCCAUGCGAAGAAUGAUAGGAGGACUAUUGCUACAGUUUGUAUGUUUCUUGCGGGGAAGGUGGAGGAGACUCCUCGUCCGCUGAAAGAUGUUAUUCUCGUUUCUUAUGAAAUUAUACAUAAAAAAGAUCCUGAAGCAGUUCAGAGGAUCAAGCAAAAGGAGGUAUAUGAACAGCAGAAGGAAAUAAUUUUACUUGGAGAGAGGGUUGUACUUGCAACGCUUGGUUUUGAUUUAAAUUUGCUCCAUCCAUAUAAACCUCUUGUUGAUGCUAUAAAGAAAUUUAAGGUUGCUCAAAAUGCCCUUGCUCAAGUUGCAUGGAAUUUUGUGAAUGAUGGACUGCGUACAUCUCUUUGCCUGCAAUUUAAGCCCCACCACAUUGCGGCAGGUGCCAUUUUUCUUGCUGCAAAGUUCCUCAAAGUAAAGCUCCCAUCAGAUGGCGAGAAGGUCUGGUGGCAAGAGUUUGAUGUCACCCCACGCCAAUUGGAGGAGGUAAGCAAUCAGAUGCUGGAACUGUAUGAACAGAACCGAUUGCCCCCUUCAGCUAACAGUGAAGCUGAAGGGAGCAUUGUAGGUGGAGCUUCUCAUCGGGCCACAUCAAAAGCUUCAUCUGGCACUGAAGAACAUGUGGCACCUAAUAGUCACUCUCAGACUGGAGGUAUUAGUUCAAGACCUGGAAACUCAAAGCCAAUGACUAGACCAGUGCAUGAGCAACCUCUUGCAGAUAAUCAUGUUGGCCCUCCAAGAACCAACCAAAAUCAAGGUAAUGAUCAUGGAAAUGCAGAGAUGAGAAGUGCCUCAGACCAUAAUAUGGAUGGUGAACCUAAAGAUGAUCUGCCCUAUGAAAUAGAGACCUUGCCUUCCCAGGAUAAUAUGAGGGAAGGCCAGACCUCGAGGCGAGCCUCGGAUGGGUUUGGAAAUGAAGAUCGAGAAAGGAAUGUUGGAAGAAGUGAAAUAAAAGAUCCAGGAGAAUCAAAAGAUAAACAUUUUGGUCGAAUUGUGGAGCAUAGAGAGAGUAUGUUAGGUCAAUCACCCCAAGAUGCUAUUAAAAAGAUUGAUAAAGACAAACUGAAGGCAGCUUUGGAGAAAAGAAAAAAGUCUCGUGGUGACAUAACUCGAAAAACUGACUUCUUGGAUGAGGAUGAUCUCAUCGAGAGGGAACUGGAAGAUGGAAUUGUACUGGCUGCUGAAAGUGAAAAAAACAAGCGUGAUAGGAGACAAAGCUGGUCCAAGCCCUUGGACAGGGAAGAAUAUGAGAACUUGCAUCAUGGUAAGAAUAUGGAUGCAAGGGAUGAACAGCAUCAUGGAACGAGAGGCCAGUUAUCUCAAAAACCAGAUCUGAACAACAUUGAAGAUGGGGAACUGUCAGCUCCUGAUGAUUUGGACCAGGGUUUUCCCUCACCGAAGUCAAGCAACCGCAAACGUAAGGCAUCAAGCCCUCCUGACAGGAAGUUUGAGGGGAAGCAUCGGAAUGAUAAUGUGCCUGGGUCUCACCAUUAUAAUCAUCAUGAUUAUGCAGAUGAUCGAAAUAGGAUGAACCGGCUUGGUUAUAUGGAGAGAGAUCAUAAAAGGCAUGUCCCAGAAAAUCAUGCCUGA